Vigna radiata var. radiata (mung bean) is the source of this 1479-nucleotide messenger RNA. RefSeq lists its product as uncharacterized. The record is from RefSeq and is a predicted model, not a curated record. The transcript has a single exon. The coding region runs from base 273 to 755 and encodes 160 amino acids. NCBI's taxonomy places the organism in Eukaryota, Viridiplantae, Streptophyta, Magnoliopsida, Fabales, Fabaceae.
UUCCGUCUCUAAACAUAUAAAAGAAUAAGUAAACAAGUUAUCAGAGACUACACGAAAAUGCCACAGAAGCUUCUUGUUGGCACUAACGCGGACUCUGUUACAAUGUCAACCCUAUGUGUAUUUAAUUAACUUCCUCCUUUGAUUCUCAAAUUUCUAACUAUACUGCUUCACAUCACAUUUUCUCUUGUAUAUAUAUAUAUACACUGAAAGUUGAAAGCCUGAGAUAAACACACAUAGUUAUUAUCUGUGUUUGCAAAUAAGCAAAGUUGAAGAUGGGGAAUUACAUUUCAUGCACUCUAUCAACAGCAGGGAGCAAGCAUUGGAGAGGAAUAAAGGUGAUAUUUCCAAGUGGGGAGAUUGAGGAGUUUGAAGAAGGAGUUAAAGCAGCAGAACUCAUGCUUGAGAUGCCAAGCUUCUUUGUGGUGAACACUCGGUCUCUACAGAUUGGAAGAAGGUUUUGUGCUCUGAACGCAGAUGAGGAGCUUGAAUCUGGCAAUGUUUAUGUGAUGCAUCCCAUGAAGAGGCUUAAUUCUGUGGUCAGACCAUCUGACAUGGGUGCCUUGUUACUCACUGCCAAAAGGGUCACUGCAAAAGUGAGAGUUGUUCCUGAGAAACAAGUGGAGGAGCCAAAGUUCAACUUUGAGGACAUUGAAGAGUUUUCUAGCCCCGAGUUCGUGCACAGGUUGUCCAUCACCAGGUCAAAGAAACCUUUGCUUGAGACCAUAGCAGAGGAACCGGUGUGUGCCAGAUCAUGAUCAGAAGGCCUCAUGUGGAGAAUACUUCUCUGCAGGACCAAGUCCAGAUUGUGGCUUUCUUUUGAUUAUGGGACAUCAAUUACUUUUAGGGUUUUUCAUUGUGAUUGGAAUUGUAUGUACUAUACUAAAACUAAUUCAAGACAUUAGACACGGAGUAUUGUUAGGCCAUUCUUACAUUCAAUUGUUAGAUUUCAUUGCAAUAAUCUUCAAUUCUGUUGUUGGAUUUUAGUUAGAAUUGAAAGCGAAAUUUAAUGAUUUAAUGAUAUUUGUUAGAUAUAUUAUGUUUUUUUUUAAUAUGGAAAAAAUGUUCUUAUGCUAAUUAUGUUAUUUUUUUUACAUAAUUAACAGAAGAAUAUUGAAUCUCUUAUUGAGAUUGUUUCUUUAUUCUUUUUCUAGAUUUGAUCUCAUUGUUAUGAUCAAACCUUUUGUGUUUUAAGAUCUUUCUCUUUCUUUUUUCAUGACUUUUUUUGUAUUUUUUCCAUUUUCAACAUCUUUUUUGUUAUCAUUGUGUAUGACCCAUGAAUCUUUACUAACUAUGCACUCGUUUAAUAAUAAGUUAGAUGACAUUACUUUUGUAGUCAUUACAUUAAGUCAAUUUCUCAAUUUGUUAUCCAAAGAUCAUUUGAAUACAAUAAUAUGUAUAUUAAAUUACAUUAAACGAUUUUUUAAAAAAUAGUUGUUAUAUGAUUUUAAUAACUAUUUUUCAUUGAUGGUAACUUUCUCU